CACACGGAAGGAUGUUAGAGACGAUCCGCCUAUGAUACCUAAUGGGUGGGAUUUGCUUAAGGUUUAAGGCGUAGUAUUUUAUUGUAAAGUAGUACUGGUAUGGAAUAGAAGGUGAACAGCCAGCUGUCCAGGUGGCUUUUUGUUUAUUUUUCGUCGUGCUUGAAGCUGUCAGUUCUGAGGUGGAGUGUUGGAGAAUUUAAUUUGGGGAUCCUUACCAGAUCAUUGGCCCUACAGUGAAGAGUUUGUGUGUGUUUGUGCGUGUGUGUGUGCAUGCAUGUGUGUGAGUGUGUGUGAGUGCUUAAAGAAAUCAACAUGGUCCUUGCCAACCUAAAAUACUUUGGAAAGCAGCUUCUGCGAGUGAAGGUGGUCGACUGCAGCACAGAAGAGUCUCGGCUUUCCCGAUGCCUCAACACCUUUGACCUGGUGGCCCUGGGAGUGGGCAGCACAUUGGGCGCUGGCGUCUAUGUGCUGGCUGGGGCCGUGGCACGGGAAAACGCUGGUCCGGCUAUCGUCCUAUCCUUUCUGAUUGCAGCAUUAGCCUCAGUCAUGGCCGGACUGUGUUACGCUGAGUUCGGAGCGCGUGUUCCCAGGACGGGCUCCGCGUAUCUGUACAGCUAUGUGACGGUGGGCGAGCUGUGGGCCUUCAUAACCGGCUGGAACCUCAUCUUGUCUUAUAUCAUAGGAACAUCCAGUGUUGCUCGGGCCUGGAGUGCGACCUUUGAUGAGCUCAUUGGGAAACAUAUAGAGAAUUUCUGCAAGUUACACAUGAGGAUAAAGGCCCCUGGAGUGUUAGCAGAGUAUCCCGACAUGUUUGCUGUGCUCAUCAUCCUCAUACUGACAGCUUUGUUGGCGUUUGGGGUAAAGGAGUCCGCUAUGGUCAAUAAAGUGUUCACCUGCAUCAAUGUUCUGGUGCUGAUGUUUGUGGUGGUGUCGGGCCUGAUCAAAGGAACCCUCAAAAACUGGAACUUGGAUCCUAAGGAAAUCCUCAACCACACAUACUUUGAGAAUAUGUCAGAGCUGUUGCCAUCUGAAGAGAGUUUGGGUGUUGGUGGCUUCAUGCCGUUCGGUUUCUCUGGUGUUUUGUCUGGUGCUGCCACCUGUUUCUACGCUUUCGUUGGGUUUGAUUGUAUCGCCACAACAGGUGAGGAGGUGAAGAAUCCUCAGAGGGCGAUGCCUAUUGGCAUUGUAGCAUCUCUUCUCAUCUGUUUCGUCGCCUAUUUUGGCGUAUCGGCCGCCCUCACGAUGAUGAUGCCGUACUACAUGCUGGAACAGAACAGCCCUCUGCCCGGGGCCUUCAAAUAUGUGGGCUGGGAAGGGGCGACAUACGCAGUAGCUGUUGGUUCCCUCUGUGCUUUGUCCACCAGUCUGUUGGGCUCCAUGUUCCCAAUGCCCCGCGUAAUAUGGGCCAUGGCUGAAGACGGGCUGCUCUUCAAGUUCUUAGCCAGCAUCAAUGAAAAAUCCAAAACGCCCAUAAUAGCCACUGUAACCUCAGGCAUAGUGGCAGCGCUGAUGGCUUUCCUGUUUGAUCUGAAAGAUCUGGUUGAUCUCAUGUCCAUUGGCACUCUGCUGGCUUACACACUAGUCGCGGCCUGUGUCUUAGUCUUGAGGUACCAGCCAGAGCAGCCCAGUGUGAAUGUCCAGUAUCAGAGAGCCAGCUGUCAGGAGGAAACAGAGGCCGAAUCCAUUAACGAGAGCAGUGCUGGUUUCCUGCCUGGAUCUCAAGAUCUCUGCACCCUCAGCAACCUUCUGUUCCCCAAAAAUGAGGAGCCGUCUUAUCUCUCUGGCUUAACUGUCAACAUCUGCACCAGUGUAUUAGGUGUUCUGGUGUGUGUGUUCAGUGUCGUGGCAGUUCAGGGUGGACUUGGGGUUCUUGCCACUCUGGCUGUGGCUUGUUUAAUCAUCACCAUGUUAAUAUGGCGGCAGCCUGAGAGCAAGACAAAACUGUCUUUUAAGGUUCCUCUGCUGCCGUUCCUCCCCGUCCUCAGCAUGUUCAUUAAUGUGUACCUGAUGAUGCAGCUGGACAGAGGCACUUGGAUGCGCUUCGCCAUUUGGAUGGCCAUAGGUUUUGUUAUUUAUUUUUGCUAUGGGAUCUGGCACAGCACAGAGGCGGCCUUGGCCAGUAACGACACAGAAGACAUCAAAACCUUCAAACCGACAAUGACAAACAAACCAGCCACACCUGAGAAAGAGGCUUUCUUGAGUGACGGUAUUAGUGCCAGAGCAGAGGAGAGCAGUGACCCUUGAGAAAACACUUGAAAUACCCUGUCACGGAUGGCAUUAUGUGCUCACUAUACUUAUAUGUGACUUACAACAACUGAAACGUCCAAACCGAGAGCUGCUAUUGAUGUUCAAGACAAUGUCCUUUAUGUGUUACUGUAGGUCCAAAGAAACUUUAAGCAGCAUUACAACAUGUGACGAUUAUUUACCAGAUGAAUUGCCUGUUAUUCAGGUAAAACAUGAAGGACAGAAUUAAUGAUUAUAAUGUGUACUUAAGGAUGUACACUGCACUAUUAGAACAGUCAGUUGUCUAAUUGGUUUAUUUUUAUCUAUUUAUAUUUGUAGCGUGUUGCUAUCAGGCUUUCUAAAAAUUAUUUUGAGCAAAACGUGUUGCACUGACAAUGACUUUUAGUGAAUGAUACCGGUGCCACUUGUCAGACUUUGAAGCAGUUGCCAAACCGUUGGGAUAGGAACAUUUCUGUUCAGAGGGAUUGUAAUGCUUGUUUGUUUGGUCGAUUUCCUUUUCAUUCAGCUGUUGUGUGCAUGUUGAUUCUCUGUUAGCUGUUUUACUCUUGCAUCUGAAGUUGGGCUAAAAAUGUUGUACAGUAUUCUUGGAUUUUUGUGCAUUGUACUUUUAUUGUCCGUAUUUUAGUCUGUUGAUUUGUAUAAAAGCAAAAAAAAGCCAAAUAAUUUGUUAUCAUGAUUGUUUUGAUUAUGGAUAGCGGAUCUACCAUAAACUGCAUUAUCUUGUUGACCUUUGCAUAAACCAGACUCUGAUUUUGCAGACACAUUUUUGCGUGUGUCUACAUUUUCUGCAGUGUAUUUUUAAGUAGUUAAAAAAAUAUAUAUAUUCGGUUGUUCAUGUCAAAAUAUUUUA
Sinocyclocheilus anshuiensis is the source of this 3094-nucleotide messenger RNA. Its product is annotated as high affinity cationic amino acid transporter 1-like. The coding region runs from base 313 to 2244 and encodes 643 amino acids. Gene Ontology annotation, biological process: L-arginine import across plasma membrane; L-ornithine transmembrane transport. Lineage: Eukaryota; Metazoa; Chordata; Actinopteri; Cypriniformes; Cyprinidae. Gene Ontology annotation, molecular function: L-ornithine transmembrane transporter activity; L-arginine transmembrane transporter activity; L-lysine transmembrane transporter activity. The record is from RefSeq and is a predicted model, not a curated record. Gene Ontology annotation, cellular component: plasma membrane. The transcript is spliced from 12 exons.